CUUGGUGCAAACGCCACAGCUGAGGUGCAGAGGGGGACACGUCACGUGCUGCUAGCGCCACAGCUUCUACAGCUACAGUGGUCAACGCCGUGAAUGCAGCUCCUUGGCAAAUAGCUCACCAUAGCGGAGAGCGGAACCAUCCCGAGCGGCUUGGUCUCCAGCAAAGCAACACAACGCUACAUAUAACUAUCCGGAACCGAGCGAUUCUCACAAACCCCGCUGCGCACCCAAUCCAAGGGUUGCGACCACCAAUCUGCCGUCGAGGGACAACCCCUCGGCCUCUAUAGCUCGACACCCUUUGCCCUACAUUCUUCCGAUCGAUAACCAUUGAGCCAUCAAUGGUCGCAGCCAUGUCUGCAUUCAGACAGAGAUUUGCUCAAGUUGCCCGGCAGGCCCGGCCGCUCCGGCCAAACGGCGCCCGGAACACGAGAUCGUACGCUUCGAGCCAUGGCGAGCACCACGAGCACCACGCCCACAAUGUUGAGGAGUCGCUCGGAAUACCCGUCUACCUUACGCUCGGCGUGAUCCCUGCCUCCAUCUUCGUUUACUGGAUUUCGCGGCCCGGCCAGGAUGGCGAGCUCUCGACCAUGCACAAAUGGUUCCAAAAGAUCUCCAAAGAGUAUGGGAGGGACUGGGAACAAUCAAACCAUCUCAUGACUGCCGCAAUCGAGCAAGCGGCGCACGACAGGCACCUUCUUUAUGGUGCCCCACGAGGCAGGCAUUUUGAACUGACCUAUCCCGAGGCCUUCGGACAUGGAUCUCAGAUGAACGUUCCGGCCGGGCACUACAUUAACUUGGACAAGGUCAUUGCCCACUACCAGAAGCAGCAUCUCGACGACGAGGCACGGAAGGCAAAGAAGCUGGCCGCGGCUUCUCAACACAGCGCUCCCCAAGAUGCUCCCGCCGUGCGAGUCGGCUUUGUCAGCCCUGCCAUCGGCUACGGCCUCUUCGCCGCGCGGGACUUUGCCAAGGACGAGUUCAUCUUCCACGAGGCGCCCAUGAUGACGGCCCUCUUCAACGAGAAGUUCUCGGCCGACAAGAACCUGAUGCAGAGCCAGGUGCGUUCGUACCGCGCUGUCCUCGCCGGUCCCAGCCGGGACGUGGCGACGGUCGCCUUCCCGGCCCUCGCCGCACGCACCGGCAUCGCCCCGGCGCCGUUCGAGGAGGCCGCCGACAUCCUGGCCUCCCCCGCUGAGAUGGGCCGGUACCUGGUCCACGGGCGCUUCGCCGGCUCGACCGUCACGCGCGAGGAGUACCUGUCGUAUACGAGUCGUCUGCCCGUCGCGGCGGCGCCGUCCGAGAAAGACGUCCGCGAGGCUUGUCUGGAGUUUUUCAAGCAGUAUGCCUUUGAUGUCCGCCGGGCCGCUCGUGCAGGCGUUGGCACCGCUGCCGCUGCCGCCGCCGCCGCCGUUCCGGGAGCGGGGGCGGGAGCCGCCACGCACAGAGCCUGCAUCUACCUCCUCGGUUCGCUCAUCAACCACUGCUGCACUCCCCAAUCCACUGGCGCCAGCACCGCCUCCAUAUCAUGUUCGGGCCUGAUCAAAUCCACUUCCACCAGUUCUGCCAAAAGCAGCAGCAGCAGAAGCAGCAGCAGCAGUAAAGGGCCCAACUGCUCGUGGCGCAUCGGCCCUUCAGGGCUGGCGCAUUUUGUCAAGCCGCGCCAUAUCUGCGUGCAGGCGCGGCGGGCGAUACGCGAAGGGGAGCAGCUGACGUGGGACUAUGGCAAGAGGGAGAAGGGGUUUGAGUGCGAGUGUGAUACGUGCCGCAGUUCGGGCUGGUUUGGCCCCGGGUUGGGCAAUCUGGGCUACCUCUGCACCGUGCUGUGA
Molecule: messenger RNA, 1826 nt
Organism: Canariomyces notabilis
Lineage: Eukaryota; Fungi; Ascomycota; Sordariomycetes; Sordariales; Chaetomiaceae
Exons: 4
Coding region: 339-1826 (495 amino acids)
Cellular component (GO): mitochondrion
Molecular function (GO): protein binding
Source: RefSeq, a predicted model, not a curated record